Rattus rattus (black rat) is the source of this 636-nucleotide messenger RNA. It is a transcript of the gene Rpl36al, whose product is annotated as ribosomal protein L36a like. The record is from RefSeq and is a predicted model, not a curated record. Gene Ontology annotation, cellular component: cytosolic large ribosomal subunit; ribosome. NCBI's taxonomy places the organism in Eukaryota, Metazoa, Chordata, Mammalia, Rodentia, Muridae. The transcript has 2 exons. Gene Ontology annotation, biological process: translation. The coding region runs from base 237 to 557 and encodes 106 amino acids. Gene Ontology annotation, molecular function: structural constituent of ribosome.
GGGACUGCGGUUGCCUGGAGGCCGGGGCCGACCGAGCUCCUCGAGGCGUGGGAAAGGGGCAGGUGCUGCCUGCCGUGGCUUGAGGUCAGCCCUCGGCCCCCUCAGAAGAGACGCUCCAGUAUGGCGGCUACUGGGCCGGGAGGCGCGCUGGGUGCUAACGACACGUCAGCCUUCGGACCGGCUGGCGGGUGACGGUGCUUUAGAGAGUUUUCAUCGCAGACACUUCUGCUGCAAAGAUGGUCAACGUACCUAAAACCCGAAGGACUUUCUGUAAGAAAUGUGGCAAGCACCAGCCUCACAAAGUGACCCAGUAUAAGAAGGGCAAGGAUUCCCUGUAUGCCCAAGGAAAGCGGCGCUACGACCGGAAGCAGAGUGGCUACGGCGGGCAAACAAAGCCAAUUUUUCGAAAGAAGGCCAAAACCACAAAGAAGAUUGUGCUCAGGCUUGAGUGUGUUGAGCCCAACUGCAGAUCUAAGAGGAUGCUGGCCAUUAAGAGAUGCAAGCAUUUUGAACUGGGAGGCGACAAGAAGAGAAAGGGUCAAGUGAUCCAGUUCUAAAACUUGUGUUUUCUGAGAGGAAAAUACUGAAGCAGUAGAAAAAUGACCUGCUAGAGAAUAAAAGUUAUUGUUACUGGUA